Molecule: messenger RNA, 1182 nt
Organism: Rhinolophus ferrumequinum (greater horseshoe bat)
Lineage: Eukaryota; Metazoa; Chordata; Mammalia; Chiroptera; Rhinolophidae
Product: HLA class I histocompatibility antigen, A alpha chain-like
Exons: 6
Coding region: 115-1167 (350 amino acids)
Biological process (GO): positive regulation of T cell mediated cytotoxicity; immune response; antigen processing and presentation of endogenous peptide antigen via MHC class I via ER pathway, TAP-independent
Cellular component (GO): external side of plasma membrane
Molecular function (GO): signaling receptor binding; peptide antigen binding
Source: RefSeq, a predicted model, not a curated record
CCAUUGUGUGUCCGGUUUCUAGAGAAGCCAAUCAGUGUCACCGCCUUUCUGGUUAUAAAGUGUCCACGGACGAGCCCGCACACAGACUGUCCUCAGAGCUGGAGGCUGCCGGUCAUGGGACCCCGAACCCUCCUCCUGCUGCUCUCGUGGGCCCUGGCCCUGACGGGGACCCGGGCGGGCUCCCACUCCCUGACGUAUUUCGGCACCACCUGGUCCCGGCCCGGCCGCGGGGAGCCCCGCUUUGUUGGCGUCGGCUACGUGGACGACACGCAGUUCGUGCGGUUCGACAGCGACGCCGCGAAUCCGAGGGCAGAGCCGCGGGCGGCGUGGAUGGAGCAGAUGGAGCCGGGGCACUGGGACCAGCGGACUGGACACGCCAAGUUAUACCAACAGAUUUUGCGAGCGGACCUGCAGAGCGCGCUGGAGAACUACAACCACAGUGACGCCGGGUCUCACACCCUCCAGGCGAUGUACGGCUGCGACGUGGGGCCGGACGGGCGCCUCCUCCGCGGGUACGUUCAAGAAGCCUACGACGGCGCUGACUACCUCGCCUUGAACGAGGACCUGCGCUCCUGGACCGCGGCGGACACGGCGGCUCAGAUGUCCAAGAGGAAACUUGAGGUGGCACAAGUGGCGAACCGCCUGAGGGUCUACGUUGACAGCAGGUGCCUGGAGUCACUGGGCAGAUACCUGGAGAUGGGGAAGGAGACGCUGCUGCGCGCAGAUCCCCCAAAGACACAUGUGACCCAUCACCGCACCUCUGACCAUGAGGUCACCCUAAGGUGCUGGGCGCUGGGCUUCUACCCUGCGGAGAUCACCGUGACCUGGCAGCGUGAUGGGGAGGACCUGACCCAGGACACGGAGCUCGUGGAGACCAGGCCUGCGGGGGAUGGGACCUUCCAGAAGUGGGCAGCUGUGGGGGUGCCUUCUGGAGAGGAGCAGAGAUACACGUGCCAUGUGCAGCACGAGGGGCUGCCCGAGCCCCUGACCCUGAGAUGGGAGCCGCCUCCUCAGGCUGCCAUCCCCACUGGCAUGGUGGUGGGCAUCAUUGCUGGGCUGGCCCUACUUGGAGCUGUGGUCACUGGAGCUGUGCUGUGGAGGAGGAAGCGCUCAGGUGGAAAAGGAGGGAGCUACGCUCAGGCUGCAGGUGAGUUUGGAGCGGGGUGAUCCCUGAGACCCUUG